CAAGACAGUUAGCUCUCUCAAAGCAUUCUAAAACUUAAAUUCAGGGAAAAAAAGAAACAUUUUCUUCUGAUCAAGUCUUGAAAGUCGUAAAAAACGAAGGAAACGAGAAUAAUUGCAACGGUAAAGCCUGGCUUACGACGCACACACUCACACAGAAAAGUGGUUCUGUAAAGAAAAAAAAAGAAAGAACUCGUCGUCGUAAGAAAGCAACGCAUAAAAGAGAAGAGAAAUUAAAGAUGGCCCAACAGCAGCAGCAGCAAGCUACGACGACUACGGCAGAUGUGCAGAAAAUUAAAGACGAAUUUAUCGAAUUACACAAUCAAGUUCCAGAAUUGAUCAGCGAUGACGCGCUCAAACCCUUGCUCGGGCUUGUGCGCGACUCAAAAAUCGACCCGGAUUAUCUGCAGCAACGGCUGAAACGGAACAUCAAGGAGGCACUUUUGGCGGAAUUCGAGAACAUGUGGCAAACGUUGGACUUUGACGUGCAUUUGGCGGUGCUGCAACAAGCGACGAAACGGACAGCUGGCAAAGGGAAGGCAUGGCGUCCCACAGGUAAGAGUCCCGAAGAGCAGGUACGCGGAAUUGAGUCGAGCAGCAUGAAAUUCAAAAUGACUUACCUGGAAGAACUUAUUAAGGAACAAUGCGAUGAAUUGAAUCAAGUCCUACCUGCUGUCGAAACCAAUCGAACCAACAUGAGAAAUCUUUUGGUAACACGAGAAGCUGUCCUAACUCAACUCGCCUCGAAUCACGAGUACUACAAGGAAGUUCACGACGACGUCGAUCGUCUGCGAAAGGUUCUUCAGGAGAAAAUUUUGGAAGUUUCAUCAAAAUAA
Culicoides brevitarsis is the source of this 833-nucleotide messenger RNA. RefSeq lists its product as uncharacterized. Lineage: Eukaryota; Metazoa; Arthropoda; Insecta; Diptera; Ceratopogonidae. The record is from RefSeq and is a predicted model, not a curated record. The transcript is spliced from 5 exons. The coding region runs from base 237 to 833 and encodes 198 amino acids.